AUGAACAAGCUGUACAUUGGGAACCUAAACGAAAACGUUACUCCAGGCGAUUUGGAGAAAGUCUUCAAUGACCACAAGAUCUCCUUCAGUGGUCAGUUUCUGGUGAAAUCGGGCUAUGCCUUUGUGGAUUGCCCUGAUGAGCAAUGGGCUAUGAAGGCAAUCGAAACUUUUUCUGGGAAAGUGGAGCUACAUGGAAAACAGCUAGAGAUUGAACAUUCAGUACCCAAAAAGCAAAGGAGCCGCAAAAUUCAGAUAAGAAAUAUCCCACCCCAGCUACGAUGGGAGGUGUUGGAUGGUUUGCUAGCUCAGUAUGGUACUGUAGAAAAUUGUGAACAAGUGAACACAGACAGCGAGACGGCCGUCGUCAACGUCACCUAUUCAAACCGGGAGCAGACCAGACAGGCGAUCAUGAAACUGAAUGGGCACCAGCUGGAAAACCAUGCACUGAAAGUCUCCUACAUCCCCGACGAACAGUCCGUGCAGGGACCUGAGAACGGGCGGCGGGGCGGCUUCGGCACACGGGGGGCCCCCAGGCAGGGCUCGCCCGUCGCUGCAGGAGCGCCCGUAAAGCAGCAGCCGGUGGACAUCCCACUCCGACUCCUGGUGCCCACGCAGUACGUGGGGGCCAUCAUCGGCAAGGAGGGGGCCACCAUCCGCAACAUCACCAAGCAGACGCAGUCCAAAAUCGACGUGCACAGGAAGGAGAACGCGGGAGCAGCGGAGAAAGCCAUCAGCAUCCAUUCCACCCCCGAGGGCUGCUCCGCGGCCUGCAAGAUGAUCUUGGAGAUUAUGCAGAAGGAGGCAAAAGACACCAAGACAGCUGACGAGGUUCCCUUGAAGAUCCUGGCCCAUAAUAACUUUGUGGGGCGGCUGAUCGGCAAAGAGGGGCGGAACCUGAAGAAGGUGGAACAGGACACGGAGACGAAAAUCACCAUCUCAUCUUUGCAGGAUCUGACUCUCUACAACCCUGAAAGGACGAUCACGGUGAAGGGCUCCAUCGAGAACUGCUGCAAAGCCGAGCAGGAGAUCAUGAAGAAAGUGAGGGAAGCUUACGAAAAUGACGUGGCUGCCAUGAGCCUACAGUCUCAUCUGAUCCCCGGCCUUAACUUGGCUGCUGUCGGACUCUUCCCAGCUUCUUCUAACGCGGUGCCGCCGCCUCCAAGCAGCAUCUCCGGGGCAGCGCCAUAUAACUCCUUCAUGCCCCCAGAGCAAGAGACGGUGCACGUCUUCAUCCCCGCGCAGGCCGUCGGCGCGAUCAUCGGCAAGAAAGGACAGCACAUUAAACAGCUCUCGAGAUUUGCGAGCGCCUCCAUCAAGAUCGCGCCACCCGAGACACCGGAUUCCAAAGUGCGCAUGGUUAUAAUCACUGGACCACCAGAAGCUCAGUUCAAGGCACAAGGACGAAUUUAUGGCAAACUCAAGGAGGAAAACUUUUUUGGGCCUAAAGAAGAAGUGAAGCUGGAGACGCACAUUAGGGUCCCUGCCUCAGCCGCAGGGAGAGUUAUCGGCAAAGGAGGCAAAACUGUCAAUGAGCUGCAGAACCUGACGGCAGCAGAGGUGGUGGUGCCGCGGGACCAGACGCCUGAUGAGAACGAGCAAGUCAUUGUAAAAAUCAUUGGACACUUCUAUGCCAGCCAGAUGGCGCAGCGCAAGAUACGCGAUAUCCUGGCCCAGGUGAAACAGCAGCAUCAGAAGGGACAGAGCGGCCAGACGCAAGCGCGGAGGAAAUAA
Molecule: messenger RNA, 1731 nt
Organism: Emys orbicularis (European pond turtle)
Lineage: Eukaryota; Metazoa; Chordata; Testudines; Emydidae
Gene: IGF2BP1
Product: insulin like growth factor 2 mRNA binding protein 1
Exons: 15
Coding region: 1-1731 (576 amino acids)
Biological process (GO): regulation of gene expression; nervous system development
Cellular component (GO): cytosol; nucleus; cytoplasm
Molecular function (GO): mRNA 3'-UTR binding
Source: RefSeq, a predicted model, not a curated record